Messenger RNA from Hippocampus zosterae (dwarf seahorse), 4410 nucleotides. RefSeq names its product zinc finger protein 507 (gene znf507). The record is from RefSeq and is a predicted model, not a curated record. Bases 126 to 2810 code for a protein of 894 amino acids. The transcript has 10 exons. Gene Ontology annotation, molecular function: DNA-binding transcription factor activity, RNA polymerase II-specific; RNA polymerase II cis-regulatory region sequence-specific DNA binding. Gene Ontology annotation, biological process: regulation of transcription by RNA polymerase II. Gene Ontology annotation, cellular component: nucleus. NCBI's taxonomy places the organism in Eukaryota, Metazoa, Chordata, Actinopteri, Syngnathiformes, Syngnathidae.
CAUUCUCGCCAUUUUGCAAUGUGAGCGACCGAGGCGACUUUUUUUUCUUUUUUUUUAAUGACUGUCGUAUAAAACUAACGCGAGCACUUGCAUGCUUGGAGGACAAAGAGCGCGGCGACUCGGACAUGGAGGACAUCAACAGCGUCGCCGUCCUCAUCGCCGCCGCUGCCGCUUCCUCAUCUGCGCCUUCGUCGGAGCCCCACGAGCAGCAGCAGCAGCGGCAGCAGCAGCAGCGGCAGCAGCAGCGCGUCGCCGACGCCUCCGAGUGCAAGCCGGACACCGACUCUCUCAUCCAGGUCAUUGAGAAGCUGAGUCAAAUCGUGGAGAAGCGACCCCAGCGCCGCUGCACCCUGACGGGACACAAGAGGUUCCAGCCGCGAGCAGAAGGAGACUCUCCUCACAAGAAGCCGAGUGUGGCGCUCGCGGAUGAUGGAGACCACAACAACAACAACAACAACAACCACGCGAACCACCGCGGCGAGCUCAAGCCUGCGGUCACGUGCUACCAAUGCAGCCUGUGCCCCUACCUGUCGCCCGCCCUUCCGCUGCUCAAGGAGCACCUGAAGCAGCACAACGAGCACAACCAGGACCUCAUCCUCAUGUGCUCCGAGUGCUGCUUCAGCUCCCGAGACCAAGCGCAGCUGGAGGAGCACGUCAGGAUGCACCUGGACAACGGCGCCGACGCCACGGAGGCUGAACGUGGACCCGGGAGGGAUGCCGAAGCGCUGGGCUCGGAGUGCGUGGGCGACGCCCAGCGGCAGCGGCAGGAGAAGAAAAAGAAGUGGUACAUUUACGAGGAGUACGGCUUGUACCGCUGCCUGAUCUGCAGCUACGUGUGCAGCCAGCAGCGUAUGCUCAAGACGCACGCCUGGAAGCACGCCGGACUCCUCGACUGCUCCUACCCCGUUUUCGAAGAAGAGGAGGAGGAGGAGGAGGAGGAGGUGGAAGAGACGGGAGCUACCUCAGUCGUCGUAGCGUCCGCAGGUCAAGAGGCGGAGUCCAAGACCGUCUCGACCGCCUUCAAAGCGCUUCGAGACUGCAGAUCGAGUCCGCCCCACCUGUCCAAAGAGGAGCCGGGCGAGUUCGCCGUCAAGGAUUUGAGUCCCGAAGAAUCUGAGACGGAGUUGCACGUCGCCACCGAGACGGAGGUGGAGGCCGAGACGGCGUCCACGGCUGACAGCCUGCUGACGUCGGCGCAGAAGAUCAUCAACAGCGACCCCAAAAGCGCCGGACACAUCAACGUGAUCGUGGAGCGUCUGCCGUCCGCCGAGGGCACCGCCAUGGCCGCCGCGCCGCUGCUGCUCGACCCGGAAGCGGACGCCGGCCAAAGCUUAUUGGAUGUCAAAGAAGAGAAGGAGCGCGCGCGAGGCGGCGACUCCCCUCCGGACGAGAACGUUCCGCCGGCCGGACGCAAGCGGACGCACUCGGAAUCGCUUCGCCUUCACUCGUUGGCUGCCGAGGUCCUGGUCGCCAUGCCCAUGAGGACCCAUGAGCUCAGACCCGAGGCGGCGUCCGUGAUGGAGCGUCAAGACGAUGUGGACGGGGAGCCGGGGUUCCUUCGCAAGACUCCCGAAGGCACGGCCUCCACCAACAACGCCGGCAUCAGCUCGUCUCUACUCACCGUCAUCGAGCGCCUUCGCGAGCGCUCGGACCAGAACGCCUCGGACGAGGACAUCCUCAAGGAGCUGCAGGACAACGCCAACGCCGCCCCGGAAUGCAUUCCGGGGGCGCCCCCCCCGGACGGCAGCCUGGUGGACUACGAGGCCGGCAGCGAGCGGCCGUAUCGCUGCCGCCUGUGCCGCUACAGCAGCGGCAACAAGGGCUACAUCAAGCAGCACCUGCGCGUGCACCGCCAGAGGCAGCCGUACCAGUGUCCCAUCUGCGAGCACGUCGCCGCCGACAGCAAGGAUCUGGAGACGCACAUGAUCCACCACUGCAAGAGCAGGACGUACCAGUGCAAAACGUGCGCGCAAGCCUUCCACUACAAGAGUCAAUUGAGAAGUCACGAGCGGGAUCAUCACAGCUUCGUCGGCGUUGACGCGCAAGCGCUGGCGGCCGUGGAUGAAACGGUCGCCGCAGCCGAGGAAGCCGAACGCGCCCCGGAUGAAGAAGGCGCUCUUCAGAAGACGUUUAAGUGCGACGCGUGCAACUACACCAGUGCCACCUACGUGGGAGUCAGGAACCACAGACGCAUACACAACUCGGACAAACCUUACCGGUGCUGCAACUGUGACUUUGCCACCACCAACAUGAACAGUUUGAAGAGUCACAUGAGGAGGCACCCUCAGGAGCACCAGGCCGUGCAGUUCCUCGAGCAGUACAGGUGCUCGCUUUGCGGCUACGUGUGCAGCCACCCGCCCUCCCUCAAGUCACACAUGUGGAAGCACGCCGGAGACCAGAACUACAACUACGAGCAGGUCAACAAGGCCAUCAACGAGGCCAUCUCGCAGAGCAGCCGAGCUCCUGUGUCGGCGCCGACGGGACCGGAAUCUCUGACGGCGUGCUCGCAGGAGAACGCCAAAAUCCCGGCGGAACCACCUCUGGAACCUCCCUCCGCGCUCCCCAAAUCCAACUCGGAGCCCUCGGCCCCGACCCCGCCAAGGAGCUCAGCGGUCCCGCCCCAGCCGCACGGUGGCGGCGUGGAGUACUGCAUGCUGCUCUUCUGCUGCUGCAUCUGCGGCCUGGAGUCGACCAGUAAGGAGCGGCUUAUGGAGCACAUGAAGGAGCACGAGGGCGACCUCAUCAGCAUCAUACUCAACAGUAAGGACGCGCACAAACACGCGCAGGCGGGCGCGGCGAACCCCGAAUGACCCCCUAGGAAUGACUCGAAUAUUUCACACGCUCGCUUACCUCAGUGGUCACGCGUAUCCCGUCACUCGUCUGUCAACCGGCUCCGCUGUCUCGUCAACAACAACAACGGUUGCCGUUUUUAUAGCAAUAGUAUGUCGCAGAAUGCACGCGAGACCUCCGCCAAAGGCCAGCCAAGCACAAUUUGGAUCACAUUCCAUUUUUUUUCUUAGAUGACACACAUUUAUUUUUCUCAUGGUUUUUUUUUCCCUUCAUUUAAAAUGGAGUGAGGUUUUAAUUUCAACGAAGUUAACUCCCACGACAGAAACAGUAGAACGAAGGACGGGCAGUGUAUUCAGAAAAUUGCGAAAUGAGUCAAUGAAGUGAGCAUGCAUGAGAAUUCUUAAAUGGCGCCACAUAGUGGAUGCCGCUCAUUUGUCCUUUUUUUGCUCCACAAAGUUCCGUCGUGUUUAUGUACACGCAAAGUGUACAAAAGUGUUUUGAGUUCUGACUCGCAAAGUGACUUUUUCCCCCAAAAAGACUCUUUGCGAGCGUUUAGUUUUUUUGUUCAAAAAAGCAAUUCGACCAAAACUCUAUAUAUUUUGAUGAAUGACAUAUUUUUUUCCAAGAAAAUCAAUUAAAAAAAAAUACGUUUCCCUGUCCUCAAAAGUAGUGACACCUCCAAAUGACAAAUCUGACCGCCCCCCCCACCAUUGACAAAAUCUUACUUUUUUUUUUUUCUUUAAAAAUCGAUUAAUUUAUUUUAUAGCUUCUAAGCAAGAAUGUCCUGGAAAAUACAUUACAGUUUUCUAGAAAGACUUGUAGACCCCCUCCCCCCGUGGUCUCUCCAAUUAAAAACUGACCACGAUUACAUAACUAAAGGCGGGAUAAUCGAUCAUCGAUAGUUCAUGAAAUCGAAUAAUAUUGCACGGCUAUGACGUUUUCCUCCAAAAGUCUAUUCUCAAAAUUGCUUCAAAAGCCGCCAGUUGUCAAAUGUGAUUGAUUUUGCCUUUUUUUUUUUUUUCCACAAUUCAAAUGAAACUUCCUUGGCGGAGGUAACACAAAAUCUGUCUCCAGUGGUGCUAGAGCGCUGGUCCAAGUUGAUACCUCGUACAAACAAAAACCAUGCUGGUGCAAGGCAGCUCGUGGUUUUUCUUUUUUUUUUUUUUUUUAAUAGCUACUGUCAUAUUUAAUGUUUAUUUAAUAACAUAAUGUGUUGAAACUCGAUCGCGGCUUGAGUUCAGACGUAUUUAUCUGUUUGUGCGCAUGUUUUUAUCACGACACUUUGAAAAGAAAAAGUGGAUUAUGAAUUGAAUUUGUUCGCUGUAUAUGUUUAAAACAUACGUUUUGUUUUUGUGAGGAGAGGAAGGGAAAAGGGACGAACAGAGGGAAUCUGCUUUUUCAUUUUCCCAGAAUGGUGCCUAAAAAAAAACAUGUACAGUGUCAACUUUCAUUUUUGAAAACUAUGUAUGCAUAUAUAUUGCCCCAACAUGUAAGUUCUAUUUUUGUAUGUAAUCUUUUUGGUCACUCUUUUAAAAGACUUUCUAGCUCAGAGGGAAAGGAAAAAAAAACUGCUGUUCCCGCCAACAUGAACACAGGCGACAAUAAAAUGUCAAGAUGCAA